AUGGUCGACCUCGUCCAGCGGCGCCUCCCUGAGGCCAGACGUGAAAAGAGCAACCGAGUAUCUAUGCGAGCGCCUCUUCUGCCCGACUUUGGCAGUGCUUCCGAACUACUCAAGCAGCAAAAGGACUUGGCCGAGGAGGAAAAGGCAAAAUGCUGCUCUCGCCUUGACGCGGCCGACGAAAAGCUCCAAAUGGCGGUGCAGCAGCUUGUGGGAAGGCUGCCUCAGCCCAAACCUGAUGACAUUGCCAGGCCACAGUCAGAGCAUAAGCCAAGCGAGAGGCCAGCUACGGACCUGGAGUCUCGCCUCUCUGCAGCGCAAAAAUCGGCCGAGGCCUCGUUCGCCAAGAUGCUCGCCGACGAGUCAUCUAUGAUCAAGGAAUCUCUUCGGACUGAAUUCGAUGCGCAAACCGCAGAGCUGAGGGCGCAAGCGGCAGAGCUGAAAGCCCAGCUGGUCAUUGAGAAGAUCAGGAAUGAGACGUUGAAGAAAGACAUGAAGGCACUCGAGCACAGAGUCGAUGAUUCGGCAAAAGACGACCCCCGCGCGGACAGUCAGAAGCCAGGACAGGGCAGCCAGAUUCAUGCGACUUCGGAGACUAGGCGUGCGGCCGCUCCUGAAGCCAAGGCGGCUGAAAUGCAAGCCGAAAAGGCGCUCGCCUUGGCUACAAAGAUAAAGGAAGAGACAAGGGACUUGGUUUCUCGGAAUGAGCUUGACGAGGCGCUACGAAAACUUGACAAGACAAUGUCAUUACCCGAAGACGGCAGCGAGGAUGACGAGCUGCAUGACCCGUGGCCAGUGCCAGGCGAGGGGACCGCCCUCAAGUUGCGCGCUCUCGCCUCGAAACUGAGGAACCUGGAGUCGAGCGUGGGAGAACAAGACGUUAAGCAGAUGGCGCUGCACAUUCAGACGUUGAAAACAGAGGUUGAUGGCCAUGCGGAAGCCAUCAAACAGCAGGCAGACCAACAAUUGGAGGCUAAAUCAGCCAUUCAGACGUUGAAGACAGAGACCGAUGGCCAUGCGGAAGCCAUCAAGCAGCAGGCAGACCAACAGUUGGAGGCUAAAUCAGCCAUUCAGACGUUGAAGACAGAGACCGAUGGCCAUGCGGAAGCCAUCAAGCAGCAGGCAGACCAACAGUUGGAGGCUAAAUCAGCCAUUCAGACGAUGGAGUUUUCCCUGGCGAAACUUUCGGCCAGUCAGCUCACAGAGAGCCCAGCAGAGAUGAGGGAGGGCGUUCAAGGAGCCGUGUCCAAUGAGGCUUCUGCCGAUGUGUCCGAAGUUGCACCUGCCAAUGCGUCGGACAGUCAUAUCCAGCAGAUCAGCCGGGCAGAGGUGGAAAGUGUGCUGAGAGACUUCCUCCCGACCAUUUCGAGCAAGCUGGCAGACUUCCUGAAGGAGGAGAAGGUAAAAAGAGAGUCGGUUGCCAAAGAGGGAGAAAAGACUGCGGACGCGGCUGCCGCGCUUCGAGUCGACCUGGACAACCUCAAGCAAGAAUGUAUCCGGUCGUUGCAAGAGCUUGCUCAUCAAUUUUCCAAGGUCAACUCGGACGUGGUUUCUUCCAAACACAGGCUCGAGAUUCUGGAAACCACAUGCCCCGCUUCAAGAGCCGAAACGAAGUCGGAAUUGGAUGAAUUGGCGAUGCAGGUGCGCGACGUGCACUCGUGGCAAAAUAAUUUCACGACGAGACCUCUGUACAAAGACAUUGUGGACCACAUCAAUGCGACGCUCCCAAACGGUGUAUUGAAUCAGCUUAAGGGCCUGGCGGCGAGAGUCGCGGGCAUCGAAGGCUAUCUUCACGCGGCCGAGGGAGGCGACGCGAAAAAGCGCAAAGUCCAAGCUACCCUCCCAACGGCGCCCAAUGUCGACCAACAAGGCUACGACGAGGGUACGGUUUAA
Messenger RNA from Hirsutella rhossiliensis, 1890 nucleotides. RefSeq lists its product as uncharacterized. The transcript is spliced from 2 exons. The record is from RefSeq and is a predicted model, not a curated record. Lineage: Eukaryota; Fungi; Ascomycota; Sordariomycetes; Hypocreales; Ophiocordycipitaceae. The coding region runs from base 1 to 1890 and encodes 629 amino acids.